UCCUCAGAGCUGACAUCCGGCUGUCGUUGGUGCAAUCAGCUUUGUUUUGAAUAGAUGGCUUCUUCUCAGCUGAGGUGCAACGUGAUGGCAGAGGAGGCGGACACCGGUGUCUCCUCACGGGCUGAGAGAAAGGCUUUGGAAAAGGCCAGAAUACUGCAGCGGGAGAGCGAGAGGAAGAUCUUCCGACUGGUGGGUCGAGUCCUGAAGAAGCCUGAGGCUGAGCGCUCAGAGGAGGAGGCCGCUGUGUUGCUGCUGCACACAGACACAGCGGAGGAGCUGAGCAGGAGACACGUCCGCAGCAGUGUUCUCAAGAGGAAGCAGGAGGAGGUGUAUGAUGACGCCGAGGGGCUGCAAAAUAAAGUCAGACAGCUGGCUGUGGCAAUCAAACAAGCACAUCACCUGGUGGUUUACACUGGAGCCGGGAUCAGUACGGCAGCUUCUAUCCCAGACUACAGGGGUCCUAAUGGGGUGUGGACACAGCUACAGAAGGGACGGACAGUCAAUUCCUCGGACCUCAGUAAAGCAGAGCCGACCCUCACACACAUGUGCAUUAGGAUGCUUCAUAAGGAGAAGAUGGUAAAUCAUGUUGUGUCUCAAAACUGUGAUGGACUUCACAUGCGAAGCAGCCUACCCAGAAAUGCUCUGUCUGAGCUCCAUGGAAACAUGUUUAUUGAGGUCUGCACAGGCUGUUCCCCCGUUAGGGAGUGUGUUCGCUUAUUUGACGUGACGGAGCGGACAUCGCUGCACCGGCACGGGACAGGCCGCAGGUGCAGCCACUGUUCCGGUGAACUCAGGGACACCAUAGUGCACUUCGGGGAACGCGGGACCCUGGAGCAACCGCUCAACUGGAGGGGAGCUGCAGAGGCUGCCAAGAAGGCGGAUGUUAUUCUCUGCUUAGGCUCCAGUCUGAAGGUGCUGAAGAAAUACGCUUGUCUCUGGUGCAUGAACAGACCAGCAAGCAAAAGGCCCAAACUUUACAUUGUCAACCUCCAGUGGACACCGAAAGAUGAUCUGGCUACGCUGAAAAUUAAUGGCAAGUGUGAUGAUGUCAUGAGCCUCCUCAUGGAAGAGCUGGACUUUCAGAUGCCUGUGUAUGACAGGGCAGACGACCCCAUCUUCACUCUAGCAACACCUCUGCGGCCAGAGGAAGUGGACAGCCAUACCCGUGAGGUCAUAGCUCCCCCUGAUGGUGAGCAGGAGUUUUCAGCCGACCCUGGAGGACAAGAAGAAGGCACAGCUGUGCAGGGCGGCUGGUUCGGCCGAGGUUAUAAUAAAGGCAGGAAGAAGAAGAAAAAAGCUACAUAACCGAGUGAACUCUAUAGAUUGGAAUACAUUGUGGCUACGUGUAUUGUAGCUUCCUGUGAUGGAUCCCAAUGAGGGGUUCAGAUUUCUGUCCCUUCAACUCUGACUUGAAUUUAUAAGGUGCUGUUAUGUUCUUGGCUGCCUCUGUCAUUUACCCACAUGCACUCAGUGUGUGUGUGAAGGUAAAAAUAAGAUUGGAAAUUUCCUAUUUGAAAAUGGCACUUUGCACCAUGAACUUGCACAACUUACAUUUUCAGCAGGAUUUAAAAGUGUUACAAACAGUGCUGCUUUUGUUUCUUAUGCGACUGUCCUGAUGGCAUCUCGACGGGCAGGUUUAGUCAGAGCUAAGCUUUAGCACAGCCUGUAAAGACUUAAAGUACGUUUGAACAACAAAACCAUAAGAUUGUUACUCUUAGUUUUUCAAAAAACUCAAAAGAAAGACCAUUUUUAGUGUCUCACAACCUUUUGGCUUAAGAAGUGGCAGCUUUUCUUCAGAUAGUCACAGUGGACAGCAGUAGUGUCAAGUUUUUAAAUCACUCCUGCAGCAUUAUUUGUUUGUCUGCUGUCCGCCUGUGCACUCAGUAUAUCACAAAUACAGCACAUCUUCAUAGCCCCGUUUGACGCCUGCCUGUGCUGAAUGAUUUGUGGUAGAAUAUCACUUUAAAUCCUAUUUAAUGUGUAUUUUUACAAAGUUAGUAGUGCAUACAUCAAAGCAACAAAUGUAAUGUGCAACAUGCUGCUGGACUGAGCAUUAGCUCAAGGCAAAUAGCCAGAAAAUGCAGGUGUCUUAAGUGAAAGUUACUGUAUGGAGCGUUCCAUCAGUGGAACAACAGCAAUAUACCAAAGGUCAAUUUCUGGAUUCUGUGAUGACACCACUUUAACUGAGAAGAGAUUAACAAAUAGGGAGGUCAAACAUUUACUAUGUUUCUUGACUUGGACAAAAAAAACAUUUUUAGUAUUUUUGCAGACAUUUAAACAUGCAUUGUUGACGUUUUUCAAACGAGCUUAUUUGCAUAUUUAGUGUGUGUGUGUGUGGGGGGGGGGGUUUCAUGGUAUUUUGGUUUAUUUUCUGAACUCACACUCAACCUUCACUCUGCUUUCACUCAUCCUCAGAUUUACAGGCGACAUAACACAUCUGUACCAUGGUUUAAGGAGGUUGUAGAAUUUGCUUGAGUUUACAUUUUUUACUUAUUUGUUUACAGCUCUGUAGGCAGAAAUGCUAAGUUUAAAGUGUUACAUUUUUACUUACAUUUUUUAAUGUUUGUUUGUGUGAGGAUAAAUUCUUGUUUACCACCAAAUAAUCUCUAUUAAUUUGUCUCAGGAAGAUCCAGUAGUAUUAAUCCUCUCAGCCUGUACCACAGAGUGUCAGAUGUUGUGACAGGGCAGGUUAGCCAUGAUAAGCUAAUGUUCAGCAUUCCUAUCAGUGCUACAAGUGGAUGUGAAGACUCAUCAUUUGUCUCCUUUGCAAAAAAAGUUGUAAUAUUUUUGAGACAAUAAAGUGUACCUCAUUUUAA
Hippoglossus stenolepis (Pacific halibut) is the source of this 2816-nucleotide messenger RNA. It is a transcript of the gene sirt7, whose product is annotated as sirtuin 7. Bases 55 to 1305 code for a protein of 416 amino acids. The transcript is spliced from 10 exons. The record is from RefSeq and is a predicted model, not a curated record. Gene Ontology annotation, molecular function: NAD+ binding. NCBI's taxonomy places the organism in Eukaryota, Metazoa, Chordata, Actinopteri, Pleuronectiformes, Pleuronectidae.